Molecule: messenger RNA, 5318 nt
Organism: Pelodiscus sinensis (Chinese soft-shelled turtle)
Lineage: Eukaryota; Metazoa; Chordata; Testudines; Trionychidae
Source: RefSeq, a predicted model, not a curated record
UCCAAUUGCCCUUCUCCCCCUGACAGGCUGCAGAACACCCAUGUCUUGCUCCAGCUCAGCCCAUAUCCUGAAGUACCAGGGAAAGGAAAUGGCUGUGGCAGAACCAGUGACCUUCGAGGAGGUGGCUGUGUAUUUCUCUGAAGAGGAAUGGGCUCUCUUGGACCCGGGUCAGAGAGCCCUCUACUGGGAUGUGAUGCAGGAGAAUUACGAGGCUGUGAGCUGGCUGGGAUUUCCAGUCUCCAAAGUUCAUGUGAUCUCCUGGGUGGAGCAAGGGGAGGAGCUGCGGAUCCCAGAUCUCCAGGGCUCUGUGAAAUGGGAGAUCAUCAGUGACACCCAGACAGCAGGUGACAGGACACUGAGUGAGAGCAAUGAGGAGAGCCUUCAUCAGGAAGGACUGGAGCAAGUGGCUCCACAUGGGAUGUUCCUGGGAAGAUCUGAAGGCCAUGUUUCUCAAAGUCCUGAGCAGGGAGAGAUCUAUGAGAGUCAGCAUAGUCCAGAAAGGCAGCAGGGAAACCAUGCAGUGGAGGGACAGGGUCAAUCCAGUCAUUGGAGCAGAGGGGUGAAACCAGAAACCAUUCCACAGCAAAUCCCCCAUCAAGAGGGACCCUACACUUGCAGUGACUGCGGAAAAAGUUUCCAAUGUGGACAGUUCUUCAUUUUACACCAGAAAAUCCAUUCAGGUGAGAAACCCUUCAAUUUGUCUGAGAAAAUCUGUGACUGCCCUGACUGUCGGAAAAGUUUACAUUGGUAUUCAGUAACACCUGAUUGGCUGAUAAACCAUAGAGUAGAGAAACCCUUCAACUGCUCUGCCUGUGGAAAAAGCUUCAGUCAGCGCUCAAAUCUUAACAUUCAUUACAGAAUCCACACAGGAGAGAAACCCUUUAUGUGCACUGCCUGUGGGAAAAGCUUUAAUCGGCGCUCAAAUCUUAACAUUCAUCAUAGAAUCCACACAGGAGAGAAGCCCUUUAACUGCUCUGCCUGUGGGAAAAGCUUCAGUCGGCGCUCACAUCUUAUUCAACAUCAGGUACUACAUACAAGUGAGACAGCCUAUAACUGCUCUGUCUGUGGGAAAAGCUUUCAUCGGCGUGCAAGUCUUGUUGAUCAUCAGAGAACCCAUACCGGAGAGAAGCCCUUCAGCUGCUCUGACUGUGGGGAAAGCUUCAUUCGGCGCUCAAGUCUUAAAAUCCAUCGUACAAUCCACACAGGAGAGACACCCUUUAACUGCUCUGACUGUGGGCAAAGGUUCAAUCUUAGAUCAGAUUUUGUUACACAUAGAAGAAGCCACACAGGUGAGAAACCCUUCAGCUGCUCUGACUGCGGGAAAAGGUUCAGUCAGAGGUCAGACCUAGUUAGACAUAGUAGAAUCCACACAGGAGAGAGACCAUUUAAUUGUUCUGAAUGUGGGAAAAGGUUCAAUCUCAGGUCAGACCUUGUUAGACAUUGGAGGAUCCACACAGGAGAAAGGCCCUUCAGCUGCUCUGACUGUGGGAAAAGAUUCAAUCAGAGGUCAGACCUUGUUAGACAUAGUAGAAUCCACGCAGCAGAGAAGCCCUUUAAUUGUUCUGAAUGCGGGAAAAGCUUCCAUCCAAAUGAAAAUCUGAUUAAACCUUAGGAAAACAGAAGAGAAACCCUUCAACUGCUCUGACUGUGGGAAAAGGUUCAGUUGACACUCAAAUCUUGGCAGGCAUCCUACAGUCCACACAGGAGAGAAACUCCGUAACUGCUGUGACUGAGGAAAGAUUCAGUGAGAGCUGAUAUGUUUUUGAACAUCAGAGAACCCACAUGAGUGAGAAGCCUUCUAAUUGUUCUGACUGUGGGUAAAUGUUGAGUUGACGCUCAGACUUUGUUGGACAUAGAAGAACCCACACAACACAGAAACUGCGUAACUGCUCCGAUAUGGGGAAAGUUUGUCAGAGGUCAUACCGUAUGCAACAUAGGAAAAUCCAAAUGGGAGAGAAACCCCUUCAAGUGGUCUGUCUGUGGCAAAACCUUCAGUUAGUUCUCAAAUCGUAACAGGCAUUGUACAAUUAAUACAAGGUGAAAAACCUUUCAACUGCUCUGACUGUGGGAAAAGUUUUCAUGGGCGCUCAAGCUUUAUUGAACAUCAGAGAAUCCCAAAAGAAGAGGGAACCUACAGGUGCAGGGCAGUGCUCACACAUUCUGUCAUAUCCAAAAGCCCACAGGCUGAGACCUUAUGAAUUGUCAAGGUCAGGAAAAGCAUUCGUUGGAGAUCUUAGGCUAGACCACUCUCAUCAGCAUUCCACACUGGCUGGCUUACAUGGCUAUCCUUGUGUUGUGUGGGGAUUUGAGGAGCCCUGAGGUACUUACUGCCCACGCAAGAAUCCACAGAGGGAAGAACCCUUUAAAUGCCCCAGAUUUGGAAAACGUUCUGAGAGAGCUCAGCCCUUAAUAACCCAUAGAGAAUCUACAGGAAAGGGUGCUCUAAAGCCUCCUAGUGCAGCUCAUCCCUCAUGAGAUGUAAGAACAUCCACUGAGUACGCACACCGUAAAAGUGUGCUGGCUGGGGAUGGGGCAAGAGAGUAACAUUUUUCAUUAUUCCUACACAUCUCUGAGGGUAGGGCAUGGCUCCACAGACAUGUAAUGAGGAUGUGCAUCGUUAUUCAACCAGGGUAUGAAAUGUCCUCCAAGAACAGAGCCAUGGACAGUGAGAAGUUGAGAUAAGUUUCCCAUAUUAUAACAGGACUUGAUUAUAACUUGUUGAGAAAUCUGAAUAUUUUCUGUUCAGUCAUUUCAUUUGCAUUUGAUGUUACACACCUAAACCCAUUGAUUUCUCAUUCAUCCCUGACAGCCUUUUUAGGCUGGAAUCCAUCAAAAGACUUAAACUUUAUGACAUUGAGUGUUGCAAAUGCCUAACUCUUGGUUAUCUAGAAUAUUAGAGAAACAGCAGUGGGAUCCACAAAGACUGAGUUAUGUGUCCAACCCCAUUAUAUCAUGACAGAGGAGGAAUAGGUGUCUUAGAAAGCAGUCCCAAAUCCCCGCCCAUCACAUAGGGAGCCAAGUAAGCUAGCCAGUGUGGCAUGCUAACAAGAGGAAUCUGUCUUAAGCCUCGCCCCUUUAAUGCAAAUAGGCAUAUAUCUGUUCUCCCUAUUCAUGAACCACAGAAGUGAAAUUAUCUGCUGACAAUAGGGCCCUGCCUAGUAGAUGUUUUGAGAGACUGCCUGACCUUGCAGUGGGGACUAGGAUGUGGAGUCCCGUUCAAGUCUCCUCCAUGCCUAAAUUUCAAAAUAAGGCAUUAUUCCAACAAAUCCCUUAACCUUUGUGGAACAAGGAUUACAGGGAUGCCUGAAAUAGCAACGUAGUCUAGACAUACCCUAAAAUAAGUUACAAAGAGGAGGGAGAAAAUUUAAUUCUCCUGACCCUCUGAUGAUAGGACAAGAAGCAAUAGGCUUAAAUUGCAGCAAGAGAGAUUUAGGUUGGAUGUUUUAUUUCCUAACUGUCAGGGUGGUUAAACACUGGAAUAAAUUGCAUAGAGAAGUUGUGGAAUCUCCGUUAUUAGAGCUUUUUAAGAGCUGGUUAGACAAACAUUUAUCAGGGAUCAUCUAGAUGGUGCUUGGUCCUGCCGUAAGGGCAGGGGACUGAACUCAAUGACCUCUCGAGGUCCCUUCCAGUUCUAGUGUUCUAUGAUGCUAUGAAAAAAACCUUUUUUUCCAAAUGGUACAAAAGAAGAACGCUAGAAAUGGGAAAAGUAAUACAGCUUUCCAACUGCCGCAGGUUGGGGAAAAUUCUUCACACAAACUGGAAUGGGUGACAGGGUUUGCAUCUGACCCCAUUGUAACAAUAUGGUCACAGUACCCAGCCUGCCCUAACCUGCCGCUGCCUCUUCCUUCCCCUUGGCACAUAGAUCUGUAAAUAGAAGUAAAUAAGUUAAAUCUUGGCAUGGCACUUCUGAAAGGUUUCCAACCCUUGGUAUAGAUGGUAAGUGAGCUCAAGAGCUGACAGUAGAGUUGGCUCUGGAGUGGAAGUGUUAUAAUCACAGGAGCACCUGAGAACCUUUGUGAAUCCCUGAUCCCUUCCUUAGCUCAAUGGAUACACACAGGUGCUGAGAUGGCUCAGAUUGUCAUUGCGAGGCUCUGGCUUGGCUCUGGGCACUGAGCCAGGACAAUGGUGUAUUUGUGACUUUCUUGCUUUGAACCAGGAAGAAUUGGGGAUUCAUUUACCCACCUUUUGUGUGUGUUCUAACCAUUUUCAGCUAGAGACGCAUCUACAUGCUGCUGUUUUUCAGGCUGUAGUGAUCAUAGGACUGAAUGCUAUUUACAGAUUUUGCUUAGCCUAAGAAUGCUGCCUACCUAAGACAAAGUCCGAGAAGGAUUAGUGAUUUGUCUAGAAUUUGUUACGUUGGCACUGAUAUGAACUCGCUCAUCAUACCCAGUCCAUCUAGUUGUGUUCAAUUUCAUGUUUUUGUUCAGAAGUUUUAUGAUCAAAUCAAACUAUAGUUUUAACCAAGUUACUCCAAUGAAUUUAUACUUGGUUAUCUGAGGUAAGGUCCAUGUUCAUGUUACAAACUGGUCAAUGCAAGUUACAGUGACAGAAAGCGGCUGCUGUUAGUAGAACCGUUGUAUGGAUGCAAACUUGGCCACAGUUGUCAGUGCUGCUUCUACUUACCCCCAGAGCAGUUUCACUCUCCUCUCUCUGCCAACAGCAUGGAGCCUGCACAGCUCUGCACCAGUGUCAUGACCGCUCUACACACAGGGUGAAGAACCCUCUGGUAUUUGCAGGCCCCAAGAAGAAUUGCAGCGCAGGGGGCCAGGCCAAUGUUCAAAGCCCCCUGUUUAUUCCGUACCAGCACAUGUCUAGCACAUGUAAUUGGCACAUGCAACACAGGAGCGCUGCUAGGGGUGCUUGCCAAGCUGGGCACCCUGAAAAAAGUAUUUCAAAAAUAUGUGGGGUGGGUAAGUGGUUGUGGGGGGCUUCUGGUCUCCAUGAUCCCUGGGCAGCGGAGUUCACAAUGAUGACUAGAGAGGGGCAGCUGCUGGAGGACUAUUAGCAUUGACAUAGGUCAAACGGUGUCUAUGCUCCUCCUGCAUUGACCACACUAGGUCACCCUGGCUCAAGGAGAUGGUGUUACUAUGUUCCUGUAAUUGGCUGCUUACAUAGCUGGAAGCCCAAUUUCAAUGUAGACUCAUGCAGAAUUAUAGUGAUGCAAGACGGCUGACAUCAAUGUAACUAUGAAAUGAUGGCCAGAGCUAGUUCUUUACGUUUAGCUGUUGAAGUCAAUUGUUAAUGCUUAGAUAAUUCAUUUGAGUUACAACAACCUAUGGAUGUGGUUUGUAUGUCAUGAAAAAUAAAUGAAUAUAAUU